CCCCCACCCUGAACCGAGGGACCAUGGGGAACCACCUGCUGACCAACCCGGUGCUGCAGACCCGGGGCGGCACCAGCCCCUACAACACCCUCAUCGCUGAGUCCGUGGGCUUCAACCCCUCCUCGCCCCCCGUCUUCAACUCCCCAGGGAGCUUCCGAGAGUCCAAGCACCCCCUGAACAACAGCCGGGACGCCUGCGGCAUGGACACCCUGCCCCUCAACGGCAACUUCAACAACAGCUACUCCCUCCGCAGUGCUGACUUCCCGGCCGAGGGCGCCAAGAUGGCCGACUGCCGGCGCAACCUCAGCGACGCCGCCGCCUUCGAGAAGAUGAUCAUCUCGGAGCUGGUGCACAACAACCUGCGCGGGGGCGCCGGCGGCACGGCCAAGGGGGCACCCCCUCCGGGGGGGGCCGGCCCGGCCGAGCCCAGCAACCCCUCCGGCCCGCCCGCCCCCCCCAGCGGCGGCGGUCCUGGCGAGGAGGAGGCGGCGGCGCCCGAGGGCCCGGCCCUGAGCCACGAGGAGAACCUGGAGAUCGAACUCAUGUACAAGGCCCUGGAGGAGCCGCUGCUUCUGCAACGGGCUCAGUCGAUCCUUUACCAGAGCGACCUGGAGGAGUCCGAGAGCUGCACGGCUGACCUGACCGAGGGCGGAGACGGCCAGGCCCCCUCCCCCAACAGGGACUCCUUGUACACCAGUAUGACCAACCUGAGAGACUCCCCUUACCCGGACAGCAGCCCCGAGGCGGUGGGGGAAAUCCUCCCCCACACCCAAGCCAUCAACGAAAUCUACUACACCAACCGGCCCGCCCUGGUGCCCCGCAGCCAGCUCCAAGCCUACUACCAGGUCCGGAGACCGAGCACUGACGGCUACUUGGUUCAAGCCGGCUUAGAGGGCCCAGUGCCGGAGGGAGACGGUCAAAUGCAGCUGGUCACCAGUCUCUGAAAGCAAGGAGCGGACUGAGGAGCCGUCCCGAGCCGCCGACUCUCCCCCCGCCUCAUCCCACCUUUGCCAAAAGGAGCCCCUCCCCCCGGGCCGUGGCCUGGCGUUUUUAAUUUUUGCCCUGGGAUGCUGAGAGAGAGACGGGUGGGCGCUGCAGAAGGACACAGGCCAGGGGAAGGAGGAGAGGUGGCGUGAAUCUCCUCUGGGAAGGGGGGGGCCGUCUUGUCUAGCGUCCUCCUGCCCACCUGGCGAAGAGGGGAGGGUGGAAAUCGGGGGUUGCUGCUUUUGUUUUUGAAGGAAAGGAAGGAGGAGGGGUGGGAAGGAAGGAGUGAAAAAGGCACCGGGCCGGACGACAGGAUCUCACUUUUUCGUUUUUUAAGGUCGUCCCUCUUCCGUUUCUUUACGUUGGUUUUGUGGGGAGAGAAGAUCAAAAAGAAGUGGAGCAGGGAAACCGAUUUUCUUUUUAAGGCGUGUUAAGAAACGGAUCAGAACCAUGGGGGAGGGGCCGGCUGGGCCUGUAUCAGAGCCCGAGAACAACCCCCCACACGUACACCGGCACCCAUGUAUAGGCCAUCCCUGCUCCCCCACGUAUGCACCUUGGCGAUGUCAAACAGGGAUCCGAUUGGUCCGGAGAGAGAGAGGCGGAUGGAGCAUCCUCCUAUGGCCUCCACUGUCUUCUAUACGAACUUUGCCAAAAACCAUAAUCUGUAUAGAUAUAUAGAGAGCUAUAAAGAGAGAGCUAUAUCGAGAGAGAGAGGUGGGGGUGGGGAUUGGUUGGGGUCUGGAUAGAAAUUAUGUUGAAUCCGGUGCUGACCUUCCAGUAUUUGUCAGCUGAGGGAAACUGAGGCACGGUGGGGAAGGGACUCUUAAAGUCACUCAUUGACAGGGUUUUGAGUUCGGUUCUUUUUUAUGCCAAGCCAUCAGCAAAGUCUGCAGGAGACCGGGAGAGAGGUGCAGUUUUUUUCUUUCAAAAGCAUCCUGGGCACCAGGAAGGGCUGAUGCACAACAUUGUUUCCAGCGGAGGAGGAGAUGGCGCUGAGGUGGCCAUCUUUGAUUUGGAUUUUUGUUUUCCUUUGCUGUGUGGCGCGCACACACACACACACGCCCUUCCCAGCUCACAAAUCAAACACACAUCACCGUCCUGCUCUGGGAGCUGGCAGAGGAGACCGUGAGCCGAGGGGUUCUUCCUGGGCCGUCAGUGUAGUUGUUCAAUCCACAUUCCCCACUCUCGCCUGCCGCUGCCCCACUUCGGUCAAGAUGCUCACGCCGUUUUCCUAUGGCUCAAUGGGAAGCUCGGAAACUCCUGCAGCUCUUGCCCCUUCUGCGUUUUCCAACUCUGCUUUUAUUUCCUCCUCUGAAGACAUGCAGAAGUCAGGUGCCUCGUGGGAGCUGCUGUCUGAACUCGGUUGGGUCAAGAUGAGGGUGGGGAGGAUUUUUUUGGGGGGGCAAUUUGACAAUUGAACCAUUUUCCCCUCCAAAUCAGUCGGAUCAUCUCUGAGCAAAAGAACAACAGAAACCCAAACGGCACUUUUUUUUUCUUUCUUUCAAAGGACAAAACAACAAAAAACAAAAAAUUUCUCCCUUUUCAAGCACAACUCUGAAUUCUCUCGCCCUCUUCUUCCCGAGAGAGACCAUGGGAGCCAAUAUCACAUGAAUACGUCAUUUCGCCGGGGAGGGGGGGAGCUUAGGGUGGGGUGGAGGGUUAAUUCGGGGGAGGCGGGCGGGGAUACAGAUUGAAAUGCUGUAAAUAUGAAAUUUCAAACAAACAACAAAAAGGGGAAUUGAGGAAUCCCUUGAAAAAUGAAACAGGGAUUUAAAAAAAAAUACAACCAAUCAACCACAGUCCCAGGGAACAGUUUGUGUCCUGGAAUUAAAAUAUAUAUCUAUAGAUAUAUAGAUAUAUACUGACCUCUGCUCCAGCCCCAUUGACUGUUGGGGGGGGGCAGGUGAAGGGAACAAGGAGACCCCCUCCCCUUUUGACGAAGACAGGGGAAGGGAUCGCAAAAACUAAGAGCAGAUUUUUACAAUCAAAA
Molecule: messenger RNA, 2974 nt
Organism: Trachemys scripta elegans
Lineage: Eukaryota; Metazoa; Chordata; Testudines; Emydidae
Product: adhesion G protein-coupled receptor L1-like
Exons: 4
Coding region: 24-944 (306 amino acids)
Biological process (GO): G protein-coupled receptor signaling pathway
Cellular component (GO): membrane
Molecular function (GO): G protein-coupled receptor activity
Source: RefSeq, a predicted model, not a curated record